AUGCGGUUCCUCUCAAUCGCUCUCACAACGACGCUCUCUCGCCUUGCAACAGCCUCGUUGCAAGUCGUGCCGGGAAGUACAUGGACAACUCCCGACGGCGAACACCUCCAAGCGCAUGGGGCGGGUCUCUUCCAAGAAAAUGGCACAUACUACAUAAUCGGCGAGGACAAGAGCGGCGGUGGCCAGUUUUCCAACGUCAAUUGCUACUCCUCGACGGACCUCGUCCAGUGGACCUUUGCUGGCGCCCUCUUGUCCCGAACCAGCUCUGGCGAUCUCGGACCCAACCGUGUGGUAGAAAGACCCAAGGUGAUCUACAAUGACAAAACCCAGAAGUAUGUGCUUUGGAUGCACAUGGACAGUAGUAGCUACGGCGAAGCAAAGGUCGCUGUGGCGACUGGGGAUUCCGUGUGUGGGAAGUACGAGUACAUCCGAAGCUUUCAACCGUUAGGAAGGGAGAGUCGCGAUAUGGGAUUGUUCAAGGAUGAUGAUGGCAAGGGUUACCUGCUAACCGAGGACCGAAACUACGGCCUCCGCAUCGUUGCUCUCUCAGAUGACUUCCUAAGUCCUACGACCAACGUCUUUGGGUGGCAGCUAGAAGGCGGCAACCGUGUCGAGGCACCAGCUAUGAUCAAGCUGGGCAAUACGUACUACAUGUUCGCGUCCAUGAUGACUGGAUGGGACGCAAAUGACAACCAGUACACGACGUCAACUUCUCUCAGUUCUGGCUGGUCUGGGUGGAAGAAAUUCGCAGAUAGUGGGACAAAUACCUAUGAUUCACAAACAACUUAUAUUCUCAAGACCAGCGAGAGCACCGCGAUCUAUAUGGGAGAUAGGUGGGUCUCAGACAAUCUAAUGGCGAGCACGUACGUGUGGCUCCCAUUGGACAUCAGGGGAACCAGCGUCACCAUGAAGAAUUUUGUGAGCUGGGUUCCAACGUCGAAUCCCGCGUCGUGGCAGAACCCGCCAGCCGAGAACAGCUACGAGGGCGAACGAGCAACCUACGGCGGUCAGGCAAGGGACGUCAGCUGCUCCGCGUGCUCGAACGGGGUUGCCGCCGGAUACAUCGGGGGACCUGACAAGGGCAGUGUCACCUUUAGUGGCAUUAAGAGCGAUAUUGACGGGUUGACAACUAUUCGGAUCAAGUUCCUCAACGGAGACAGUAGCCCGCGCUACGCGAAUGUGAAGGUCAACGGGGAUGGCGGAAAGAGAGUGGCCUUCUUACCGGCUACUGGGAAUCCGGCAAGCAGCACGCUCCACGCUCAGCUGAAGAAGGGAUCGGAUAAUACGAUUGUCAUUGAGGGGGAUGGGACUACUUGGGGUCCCGAUGUUGACCGCUUGAUGGUGCCGGUUCAGUAG
Molecule: messenger RNA, 1356 nt
Organism: Phialemonium atrogriseum
Lineage: Eukaryota; Fungi; Ascomycota; Sordariomycetes; Cephalothecales; Cephalothecaceae
Product: xylan 1,3-beta-xylosidase
Exons: 5
Coding region: 1-1356 (451 amino acids)
Biological process (GO): carbohydrate metabolic process
Molecular function (GO): hydrolase activity, hydrolyzing O-glycosyl compounds
Source: RefSeq, a predicted model, not a curated record